Messenger RNA from Talaromyces stipitatus ATCC 10500, 593 nucleotides. RefSeq names its product NADH-ubiquinone oxidoreductase B18 subunit, putative. The transcript is spliced from 3 exons. The record is from RefSeq and is a predicted model, not a curated record. Gene Ontology annotation, cellular component: mitochondrion. NCBI's taxonomy places the organism in Eukaryota, Fungi, Ascomycota, Eurotiomycetes, Eurotiales, Trichocomaceae. Bases 73 to 348 code for a protein of 91 amino acids.
GCUUCUGAGAAGGGAGCAGUUCCUGUUGUUUAUCGCCAUUUCAGCCCGACUGUUCACAUUUCUCGGUACAGCAUGACGGUCGUGGAGUCAGUCAAAAGCCUUGCGGGCUUGUCCGACAGUGCCACGCAGAAGGAAAUGUCGGAUGCCCGUCUCCCACUCGCAUAUAGGGACUCAUGCGCUCACCUACUUAUUCCUCUGAACCGAUGCCGUCGAGACGAAUACUAUCUUCCUUGGAAGUGCGAGGCCGAACGGCAUACGUACGAAAAAUGCCAAUACGAGGAAUUCAAAAAGCGAGUGGCCAAAAUGGAUGAACUACGGGCGGCCAAAGGAGGAGAACGAAGCAAUUAGAUAUCUUACGGUAGUCGUCCCUAGACCAGCGGCUGAUCAAUAUCGAUUUUCGCGGUUGUGCAGCUGGAAUCAAGUUGUUGAUGUAAAUAUUAUUCACAUUGUUUGCUGAUAUUAUUGGCGUUGGGACCAAUCUACAAUUUCUCACCGUUCUGACGAAUCCGAACCAUUUCACCACUGCAUUUGUUAGGACUACGCCAAACAUUCCAUUUUUCUCUGUCAAGUGACUGCGUGCAUUCGAGUCAAAA